AUGUCGGCAACACUAGUGCGGCAACACAAAUGUCGGCUAUUUUUUUUAGCCACCGAGCCGUCGCCGCUGGACGAGGUUCUGGACGAGCUGAAGGCACUGGUCGACAAGUAUCUCCCGGUGCUCGGACCCAUCCUCGGCCUGAAGCAGGAGCAGACUGAUGCUAUCACCACAAACUUUGACAAGUUUGUGGCUGACGCCGAGGCUUUGGAGCACGGCACCGUAGACAUUUCCACCGGACUGGAAGGCAUCGUCACCGACAUGCUGGAGAUCUUCAAGGCAUUCGGGCUGGACUACAUGAACCCGACCGACGACACCCCGACCGACAUGGACGCGCUGCUGGCGCAGCUAGAGGCUGGCCUUGGUGCUGCACUCGACAUCCUGGGACCCAUUCUGGGCCUAACCGAGAACCAGAUCAAGGCGGCCGAGGACGACAUCGACAGCCUUAUCAAGGACUUUGAGGACGUCGAGCAUGGACACCUGGACGUAGACGGCGGGAUGGAGAAGAUCUUGACGGAUAUCCUCAACAUCCUCAAAGAUCUCGGGGCUCCCGUUUCUUUGAACGAAAUGGGCCAGACUACUACUCCCAAGUCCAUCAUCGACACGAUUCUGGACGAGCUGAAGGACCUGGUGGACAGGUACCUGCCGAUCAUCGGACCACUGGCCGGUUUGACGCGCGAGCAAACCAAGGCCAUCAAGGAGAACUUUGACAAGUUCGUGGUCGACGUCGAGGGCAUGGAGCACGGCACCGUUGAGAUCGCGGACGGCGUCAUUGACAUCUGCAUUGACAUCCUGCACGUGCUGGAGGCAGUUCGAUGUGGACGUCACCAUUCCGAGCACGGACGGCACGACUACGCUGGACGAAGUGCUCUUCUGGCUUGAGGACGGCCUGAACGCUGUGCUCGAUAUCGUCGGACCCUUCAUCGGGAUGGACUACGACAGGAUCAAGGCGACCGAGGCCGAUCUCCACAC
Molecule: messenger RNA, 969 nt
Organism: Pollicipes pollicipes
Lineage: Eukaryota; Metazoa; Arthropoda; Thecostraca; Pollicipedomorpha; Pollicipedidae
Exons: 4
Coding region: 1-879 (292 amino acids)
Source: RefSeq, a predicted model, not a curated record